Molecule: messenger RNA, 5103 nt
Organism: Sitodiplosis mosellana (orange wheat blossom midge)
Lineage: Eukaryota; Metazoa; Arthropoda; Insecta; Diptera; Cecidomyiidae
Exons: 11
Coding region: 152-1924 (590 amino acids)
Biological process (GO): termination of mitochondrial transcription; regulation of DNA-templated transcription
Cellular component (GO): mitochondrial matrix
Molecular function (GO): double-stranded DNA binding
Source: RefSeq, a predicted model, not a curated record
CGUUUGACAAGUCAGAUGAAGCGGCCACUUUGACAGACGUCACAUUUCAAUUCAUCGUAUUUUGGUCGUUCAGUGUUAGAGAAAUAAUAAUUUUCUUUGAAAUAUUCACCAUUUUUGCUGGUUAAUUUUCAUUUAUUUUUCAACAUGUAUAAUGAUUUUGCUAAAUAAAUUCCGGCCACUUGCAUUACAUAAUGUAAAAUGUGUUGGGUGUAUGACUAUAACCCUACCACGAACAAUACAACUUCAAAUCACUGCGUUGCAACCGAAGAAGGCCGAUGUUAUUGCAAAUCUUAGCGAGAAACUAUGCUGCACGGAAUAUGUAGCGAAGAAUAUCUACAGCAAAUUUCCAUUGUUGCGAUCGAUUGAUGUCAUUAAAAAUGAUUCGUUGGAAUUGCUUCGCGGCCAAAUAUUUCCGCAGUCUAUCGUUGAGAAUCCGUCGCUGAUUACAAUGAACAUUGGAAUUUUAAAAAAGAAAAUCGAUCUGCUUAAUUCGGCGAAACCAAAAAAACUCGAUGAUUUUGCACCACUACUAGCACUUGAUCAAGACGAACUGAACAAGCUGGUUGCGCGAUUUUUGAAAGAGGAAAAUGAAAUCGAACAAGGCAACCGAAUUUACUUUUUGAGCGAGAAACUUAAGAUUGAGCCAAAAGUGAUCUCAAAGCAUCGCGUCAACUGUGGAUAUGAGCUAUUUUUCUCUUCGUUCCGAAGCUUUGAAAAGAAGAUAAACAUCGUUUUGGAUUAUGGAGUGAGCCCACUGAAUAUACUCAAAGGCCUGUACGUACUUCGUUGUGAUGACAGUGUUUUUGUUCGACGCUCGGAGCGGAUGAUUUCGGCUGGUAUGCCCAUUAAAAUGUAUUACUUUCAACUUCCGGAAGAUGAAUUUGACGAGUUAAUCGCGAAACAUGGAGACACCCAAAAGGGCGCUUCAUCAGCUAAAAUGACGAUGCAGCUGAAGAAACGAAACCGAGAUAAAGCCGUUAUUGUUGAGUCAUUGAAAUCGUUAUUGGAAUGCAAUGAUUCAGACUCAUCCGAGAUCUACUACAAUUACGUGAAUGAAAUCAACGAAUUGGUUUCUGCGAAGAAUAACAUAGCAUAUUUGUUAGGAAUAAAAGUCAAGCUUGAAACGAUCAGGGAAAAUGGAUUUUUACUAUCCAUGCCAAUAGAUGAAAUUGAGGAAAAACUGGACAUAUUGAAAUCAAUGAAGCCAAAGAAUAUUGAAGAUUUCAUUCCGCUGAUGAGUGUCGACACAGCUGUGCUGGACGAAUACAGAUGUAAACUUGAGAAACAAUUUACCAUCGGACGCGAUCAUCCGAUUUAUUACUUUAGCGAACAGUUGGAAAUUCCAGCCAAUGUCGUAGCCACACAAUUUGCCGAGCAUCGAAUUGUUUUCCUUAAAUACGCACCACAACUACUACAACCGAAAUUGGAUGUACUGCUGCAGCACGAUGUGGAUCGAUCAAGCAUUUUGAAUUGUCAGAAUACAUUUAAAUUCAGCGUGAAAAAAAUCGAAGAAGUCAUAUGCAAACUGAAGAGAGAUGGUUUUGAUAAGAUUUCAUCGUGGAUGAUUAUCCUACCCGAUAGCCCAGAACAUGAUAAACUAGUCGCAAAACAUGCAAAAGAGAAGAAUUCAUUGGAAGGGUUUGAGAGUAAUAUGGACUACCUGGUACAUCGACUGGGGUGGAAUGAGACUGACCUAGCGAUAGCUUUGCGAAAAUAUCCGAAACUGGCAAAAUGUUCGGCCUCUAAGAUAAAGAGCCUACUAGACUAUUUAUUGAAUGAGACGCAAUUCACGGCGGCGGAUCUAGUACAUUUUCCCUAUAUAUUUGCCAGGAAUGUGGACGAAAUCAAACAACGAAUCGAUGAGAUGACUAGAAUUGGUGCUCCAAUCACGUUGUCCAUAAUUUAUCAGGGAAAAACCAAUUAAAUGCUGUCUUUGUUCCAAUGAUGUUCUUGUUUUCGGGUCUUUAUCAAACUAUGGAAAGGAAGUCCAAACGUUUUAUGAGAAAGCAUACAAUAUUCAACCCAAUGAUACGCUAUGUGGUAAUUGCCAAGUGACUACCGAAGAUUACCUCAAGCAUUAUCUUAAAGCCAAAUCGGCAUUGAAAUUACAUUCUUUGAAGACCGUAUGUAAUUUUUGCUCCAGAGUUACUAACGACUCCACAGACUUUGCCGAUAUGUAUCGAAGCGAUUUGCGACUGAUGAACUUCAUUCAAGAUCUAUAUAUACGUAGCGUUCUCACGGAAAGUCUUCCCGAAGAAGGUGUUGCUCAGAAGAAAGGUGAUAAAUGUGGAUCCAUCGUUUGCAAUGAAUGUUACACCACCAUGAACCGUUUUUACAUCCAUUGGAAAAAAUAUUCGAAAUCGCCUGAGGCCCUAGCUCAACGGAAUGAAACAGCAGGUCCCUCAAACGCUACAGCUUCGACAAACAAGUCAUCAAGUUCGGGACAACCAUUAGAUUUUUGGGGGGGUACGAAUGAAUUUCCAUCAGCUCCAUCGUCGGUUUAUACACCGCAAAACGAACCAUCAGAUGGAUCAAACAGAGAAGAAUCAAGCUCACCUGUUUCGGCAUCGAACAUCGAAGUAAUUGCUGUUGGCUCUAGCCCAGAAAGCCAGUCUGAUACAGCAUUGAACACCGAAGUAAUUGAUAUAACCAGCAGUAGUCCAGAUAACAAGUCUGAUUCGGCAUCAAACAGCUCAGUUGGUGUUGAAGAAUAGUGCAGUUUGGAACGUUCAUCGUAUUCAACAUCACAGUCAGAAGCCGAAUAAAUAAUCGUCUAUUCCAUUCAACAUCAUUCCAAGCCAUCACAUUCUAUCGGGUGUAAAACUAAAUGACACUGGUAACUGUUGCACCGUUCGAUGAGAAUGGCUAAAUUCGCGUAAAAAAGUACAAGUCAAUUACAUUUCAUUGUUUUCUUUAGAUUGACCACUGUGUCAUUUCAUGUUUUCAACCGAUUUGUACUAAGGAAUAGAAAUAAAUAUCAAGAAAUUUUGAAAUAAUGAGCUUUUGUACGACUGUGGAAUGACAGAAAACCCCAAAAAAUAAAACCAAAUAGUUAUUACUAAAUUGAAAAAUGAUGGAACUUUCUUUUCAUACAGUCUGAAUUCAUUUUAUUCACUUUUAAAAUCGAGAACAAUACAUUGUCGGAGCAUUGAAAAUAUGAACGAAAAAAAAAUUGAGUCAAUAACCUAUACCUAUGAUGAAUUGCUUACAUAUUUAUGAAAUAUCAAUUGUUUCCAUGCUGGUGGUUGCCCUUUGCAAACGAUACUGCUGAUUCAUUUUGAGAGCGAUUUUCUUCCAUUUGGUGAGUUCAGUGGAGAACUCGUCAUUCUGUCGCUUUUUUUCUAUAAUCCGUGCCAAAAGCAUGCGUGGGAAUUUGAACGCACGUUCAUCUUGGACAGUAUACAACGGCUUUUGGUCGUCAUUUUUGUUUGUUGUGGUAGCAUUUGCAUCAUCGGUAUCUUCGGAUGUCUUUAUGGCCAUCGCUAUUUCAACUUCUUCGUCCUCGAUUACACUGUGAACGUGACCAAAUGAUUGGAUAUUAAGCAUUAAGUCGAGAAUCAUCCAAUUCACAAGUCAAUUAUUUGCACUUACAUUACAUCAGGAACGCGGCGUUCUUCAACAACUGGACUCGACACGGUAGCAACUUUUUCCGGUGCUUUGCUAAGGAUUGGCAUUGGGUGUUCCAUUACUUUUGCCACAACUUUCGGUUGUACAUUGGGAAUGCUUUGUACUCUGCUUAUCUUCGGGAUUUGAGUUUCGAUGUAUGUGCCUUUCGGUAAGGUGAUCACUGGCCGCGGCGCUGGCUUCAAUGUUGGCGGUAGUCUAGUUAUAUGUGCGGCCGAUGACGUUGAUACGGGUAUUAAUUUGGCGGUUCCAUUGUCUAGCCGCGCAACAAUAGCCUGUGAAAGUGACAAUUUAUUCAUCUGUGGCGAUGGCAUCGAUUUUCUCAAUACUGACACAUUUCCUUUGGCUACAAAUUGUGGAUUUGGUACAACGUUGACUUUAGUAAGCGCUGGAACGGGCCGUUUGGCUGUUGCGUUUAUGUUUGCUCUUGCUGUUGACACAGGUGUUAGCCUACCAUUUGGUAGGCUAAUGCGCUGCAGUUUGUUUGCCACAUUCACACUGUUCAUUUGAACUGGAUUGGGCCGUUUCAAUACUUGUAUGUUUGGCUUGGGCAAAAGUGGUGGCAGCUUUGAAUAUGGCAAUGAUAAUCGGCGCGCAAUGACUGGAGCACUGCGUCUUGUCAUCGAAUGAUUGUCGGCAUUUUUCUUGUGCAACGGGACAUUUAUGCUGUGCGUUUUUGUUGGGGAUGCCUGUUGAUGGGUCGUUUGUGUUUGCUGCUUUGCACUAUCAGAAGAAGUUAGAGAGAGAAUUUCAAUUUUGACAUUCGAAAGAGACUCCUGUUCAAUUGUAGUUCAUUUCGUUUGCUCAUCGAACCAACGAAAGUGAAACUUACAUUUCCUUUUGUCUACAUGCGAUUGCACUCUUGAAUAUCGAUGGCUUGGCACCGUCCGUUAAUUUGUCAUCCAUUGUAAAACAAGCGCUAGCAAAAUGAAGCGCACAAACUCUCAUCGAUUUGUUCCAUUCAAUCUUUUGGUUGUUAUAUAAUUCAAUGAUAAACAUCCAUUUUUUGCGCUGUUCUUCGCUAUCGGGGAAUCUAUCGAAAGUACAAAUUCAUUCACAGAUUUAACUUUUACACACUUUGAAGUAUUCAAUAUGAGUUUUGAUCUUCUGUUUUUUUUUAAAUCUUCAACUGUUUUAAUUGAUAAAAUGACAUUGAAAACAUACUUAAAGCCGGCAAUUUUCGGAUCCGUGUCGUCGAAUUUGGUUGGGCAACCAGUAAUACAGCACUUUGAUUCAGUUGACGUUGAAUCUGGAACCGGCUUCGUACUCUUCUGCUGCGGAAGAGGUUGCGUAGUGGUGGCUUUUUGCGGGAAAUAAAUGGGCAGUGCGUGGUCAACCAAUUGCCGGGAUAUGGGUUGCAUGGACGACUUUGCAAAAUGCAACGAACAAACAAUAUGAUUUGAUUUGCGUCUGUACCUCGGAUCAAAAUCCUUAAUCUUCAUUUCCCAUUUAUGUGCCCAGUCAGCGUCAGUUGGAAAC